Molecule: messenger RNA, 9355 nt
Organism: Hippopotamus amphibius kiboko
Lineage: Eukaryota; Metazoa; Chordata; Mammalia; Artiodactyla; Hippopotamidae
Gene: SEC31B
Product: SEC31 homolog B, COPII coat complex component
Exons: 25
Coding region: 5157-8405 (1082 amino acids)
Biological process (GO): COPII-coated vesicle cargo loading; endoplasmic reticulum to Golgi vesicle-mediated transport; intracellular protein transport
Cellular component (GO): COPII vesicle coat; endoplasmic reticulum exit site
Molecular function (GO): protein binding; structural molecule activity
Source: RefSeq, a predicted model, not a curated record
AGGAACAGCUGCCCAGCAGCUAGAUGCCUCCUUUAGUACAGAUGGCACAUUGGAAAUCUUUGAGGUUGAUUUCAGGGACCCCUCUCUGGACUUGAAACGCAAGGGAGUCCUUUCUGCCUCCAGCAGCCCAGAAGAUUAUCUUGCCCAUCCCACUUUAGAGAUUGCUGGUCUAGAAUGCAACUUUCCAUCUUCUUGUGCAUUUUUUGGUCCAUCUGAGUGAUUAGAUUAAGAUAUUUAGACAGAAGUACCCUCUUCUUUUCAUGGUUUAAGCUAGUAAUGAAAAGUAUUGUUCUCCUUUUCUUGAGUUCCUAUACCACUUUGUUACAUUAUCUCUUAUUUUGCAGUUUUUUACAUUUCUUUGUAUUUCCAGUACCUUUACCUUUUGAAGAGCAGACCUUGGAGGGUUUACCAAUAAUGAUAAGAUAUUCUUAGCUACUAAGCAAGCAUUCCUGAAAGGGCUGCUGAAUUUAAUAACGUUUAUACUCCUGAAGAUAAGAAAAGUGGCAGUGAGCACAACGGCUCUUUCAACCAGCCAAGUAGCAGCUUCAGCACAGUAGUGGCUCCUUAGGGCUAAAAGUGCCUAAGAAAGAGGCAAUGUAAUUGCUUAAGAAACUUUGAAACUGAAUCCUGAGAUCCAUGUAGGCAGAGAUUUUUGUCUGUUUUUUCCCUGCUGUAUCUUUAGCAUCUAGAACAGUGCCUGGCAUUAGGUGGUUAAAAAAUAUCUGUGGAAUAAAUGAGUGAUAUUAGAAACUUCUAGAUUAUUAAACUGAGCAUUCAUAUCCACUAUUUCAGUUAGUUAUAAUUAGUCUUCAGUUAGUCUUAGUGUCUUAAGAGCUUUUCAGGGGUAACAAUCUGUUUGUUUUGUAGCCAACUAGGUUGAAAGGACCCUUUUAAAUGUUGGUACUGUGUUCAGCAAUCAUGAAGCAUCAUCUCAUACCCUGCUUGAGUCUGCAGGAAUUUUGGGGCUAUAACCAGAAGAAAUGGUAUAGUUAACACUCAUGAUAGUAUUUCACCUCUGCUUCCUUUUUCCACCUCUAAAAUUGUGUCUAAAGAUUGAUUCUUGUUUUCAAAGACCAAGUUCUUUGACACAGUUCUGUUGGGGCCUUUGUGAAGAAAACAUCUUAGACAUGCCAGGGUGUAAGACAUCCACUUCUUUCCAUUCCAGCCUGGGUUAGGUCACUUACUCAAAAGUCAGCAUCACAAACAAUUGACCAAGAUGAUCAGGGUAGACAAAGGGCAACCCAUCCUUUGCUUUAUGCUUUCCUCUUUUGUGUGUCAUCUUCUGCUUGGUUUAAUGGAAAGCACAGUUGUAUUGGGUUGCUGCCUUGGCUAAAACUAUGUGACUUUGGGCAAAUUAAAUUCCAUCAGUGAUCUUAGGUUUUCUCACUUCCAUUUAAAGAAGGGGUUGUACAAGAUGACUUCUAAGAACCUACUGAAUUCCAAAUUUAGGUCUUAUGUUCAGUUUCUCUUUCCCUUUUUCUAGCUUCGUGUCCUUCCUUUUUCCCUUUUUAAAAAAACGCCCCUCUGUGUCUCUUUAUUAUUAACUAAACAUACUUUUCAAAAUCUUCCCUCUUCCAUUGCCUGCCCUUUUUACCAGACUCAUACCUCAACCACAUUUGAAUCCUGGAGAUCCCCUUAUCCUCAAUCCAUGAUGCAUCAGAGAAAUAUUAUCUAUUUAGAAAUACCUGACAAAGAGAAACGUUCUGAAACAGUGGUAUGGGUGUAGAUAAGGGACAGCUUCAAGCUAUAAUAGAGUGAAGAGAGCGCGUGGAUAAAUGCCACUGGAUGCAAUCAGAAUCAAUAUGGAUUAGCAUGUGCACUGAAGCAAGUGAUGUUUGAUGUGUUAGAUGAAUCUCACUCAAGAAGAAAGCUUUCUGGGAGAAUAAUACAUUGUUUAUGUAUUGACUUUUGAGUUGAGGACACAGCUGCUGUGGCUGAAUGAGUUCAGGGGCCAGUGGGUGAUUUGCUUCACUCUACCUCUAUCUACACUGAAGUUCUAGAUCUCUGAGUGGCCUCUGCAACCUAUGUCUGACCCAUCCUCUAGUAACACAGAGAAAGUAGAUGAUCUAUCUUCCAAUACCUUCAUCUCAGUUCUAGCUACGUGGGGUGCACUGUGAUCCCUCUUUAGGUGCCUUUGUAAGGGACAGCAUCAAGCAGUAAAAGAUCAUUUUGGUACUACUCCUAGUUUUCUGGCUUCUAAGAUUUGCCAUCUCUCUAGAGACAUCAAGAUCACAGAGUAGGGAGAGCAUGGGCUUUGUUGUUGGACAGACUUGUGUUCAGAUCCCAGCUUUGCCAUCUACUGUCUUUUUGGGCACAUUAUUUAACUUCUCUGACCCUGUUUUCUCUACUGUAAAUUUGAGCACAUAGUAGCCUGGUGCAUACUGGGCAUUCAGAAAGUCAUUCUUCUCUCAAACAGCCCUCGCUCCACCCCACUGUCUUUAUUCUCCAGCUUGGCACAUUGCCCUCAUUGCUCUGUUUGACUUUUAAGGAAACUUGCAUUUCCUCAGUUAUUUUGGUCAGGAUGUGGACAAACUCAUUUUCACUUUAAUCCACUAACAUGAGGUUGGGAUUUUUCAUAAGGAACUUUACUAAGCAAAUAAAAUCAAAAUCCAAAACAAAGAAGUAUGGAAAUCACGGGAGCAAGAAUUUAUAUGGCACAUAUUCCUCAUCACAAGGUAGCUGAAGCUUGGCCUCAGAUGAGCUUAGCUGUAUCCUUAGCUGUGUGGUAUUCUGAUCUCACAGGUCUCAGUUUAUUCUCUCCAGCUUGUCUUUUUCUUUUUGCCAGAAGCAUAGCCAUGAGUCAAUUGUUGGAGCUGGUUCUAUCUUUAUGAAUUCAACUUCUUCCCAUUGUUCUAGGCUGGUGUGCAGUCUGAUGUAUCUAGUACAGAGGGUCUCAACCUUGGCAGCUUGUUAGAAUCACCUGGGGGGUAUAGAUUCUGAGGGCCUGUCUCUGGAGAUUCUGCUUCACAAGGUCUGGGUGGGAAUAAAGGAAUGUGUAUUUUCUUAAGAUGCCACCUCUCAUUCUGUGAUGCCAUAUGGUCUCCAUCAUUGCCAUUAUUAUCCUGGAAAGCUCUUUAUUCCCCCUAUAUGCUUAUGUUUUCAAAGUUCCCACCUUCCUAUACAAACUCUUCUCCCUAUACCUUCUCUGUAAAUCUCUUAGUUCCUAUUUGCAGGCUAAAGGCCAUCUUUUUUGUUUUAUAACUUUUUAUUUUUACAAUAUUCAAACAUAGAAAAGUUGCAGAAUAGUACAAUGAACAAUCAUAGGCCUUCACUUAGACUCAUCAGUUGUUAAUGUUUUGUCACAUUUGCUUACAUGCUUGUGUGCUCUCUCUUUGUCUACACACAAACACACACAGGCUAUCUCUUGUUCCCUGUCCAUUUGCAGGGCAGAGAUGAUUGGUCAAGUCUCCUUCCUUGCCUCACUCAUCCCAGGUGUUCUCCCUCUCCCAAGUGUUGUCUAUUACAGCUAUUCAGGCUCCAGUUUUACCCUCACUAGUGAAGUGUUAACAAUAGGAAUGUACUUUCUACAUGCUUACACAAAGAAAAUCAUUUUGUCACACCCUGUAUUCUGCAUUUCAGCCACUCUAAAGUAACUGGGCCCUCUUCUCCGACCCUUUGGUGACUCCCUUGAGGUCUCAGGUACCUUUUUCUCUGACUUGUAUGUCAUGUGCUCUGACCAUACCGAGGUCACUGCAUUCCCAUGUGAGUUUCCCUGGCCAUACCAUCCUCUGCUUCCUGUGUGACCUAUUAGGGGCUUCUCUGGUUACUCUAUUGACUUGUGCUCUGCCCAUGCUGAGCUCUAGCCCCUGGAUGACAUGGCAGCCUCUGGAGCCAGCAUGGAACACAUUCUUCUGCCUCGCUAAGAUCAGCGCAACCUUAGAAAACAUAGCCUUUCUGACAGUAGCUUUAGACCCACCAUUUGUUCAGCUUUAGACCCACCAUUUGUUCAGCUGUUUUUGUUCGGAUGCGGACCUGGUCUGAGCUAGUGCUCAGCUCUUCACUUCUGACAGGUUGGCUCUGCUCUAAUGACUGGCCAAACAGGUUCCUGCCUGGUCACCCCAUUCAGUUUCUUUGUUGACUGUUCCCAGGGUGUGGGAACAUUUAAUUUCAGUUAGGGAUCUUAUGACAUCAUUCAGUGUGAAAUCUGGCUUCUGAGAAGGGCUGUGGAAAUAUCCUUGGCUAGCAGCUGUGAAAUGGAAGACAGACCACCUGUGAGGUUUUGGGGAUUUCACAUGCCUUCCCUAGGGGCUUUGUAGACCCUUACUUAUCUACAGGGAGCCGAGGGUCCAUUUCUUUCUUGUGUGCAAGAACUGGCCAUGCAAGAUGCUCAGAAAGCCAGAAAAGUGUUUCCCAAGUGGUGCAUUUAUUCCUCGUGCCUCUGUGUCUCUAGGGCUGGCCCGGUGAAUCCACAUGGUAGCUCCAAUGGGAGAGGCAUGGAGUGGGAAGGUCCUUAGAUCUUUUCUCACUUCCAGUUUAAGAGGGAAGAGGGGACAGCAACUGUUGGCCUAGGGAACCUGCUUCUAUUCAGGUAGAGAAGAGUUUGGAUCUUCCUCUAAACAGAAGACUAUUUUAUGAUGACUAAGAGCUCAGACUGUGGCAUAAGAUGGGUCUAACUUUGAACCUUGACUCUGUCACUUCCUAGAUGUCAAAUGUAGUAAAAUUACUAGCUGUAUAUACAGAAGUUUUGUAACUUCUCUGUGCCUCAGUUUCCUCAGUUGAAAAUGGUGUUACUACCUCAUGGGGUUGUUGAUCAGCUAAUACAUGUAAAACACUUAAAACAGUGCCCAGCACAUAGGAAGUUAUCAAUAAGUGUUAGUUGUUGUUAUUUGAGUUGGGAGGAUUAAGUGAAGUAAUCUAUUAUAUUAACCCCAAUAAUAUUAACAACAAAAAAAGCACCCCUCUGCCGAGACCAGCUCGGCGACUCGAGGUGAGUGACGGGUGCCGCAAGCUUGAAGAAAACACAGACACAGACUGAAGAGAAAAAUGGGACCCGGGGGCUCAAGACCUCUCGGAUCAAGAGCCUUGCUGACUCAUCCCACGUUGCUUUUAUUGGUUUCUUGGCUAACAGUCUCAGGUUUCACAAGCUGAUCUGGGGGACCUUUGACAAUGGGCUUCUGGAAGGCUCCGGGGUUAUUGCAGGCGGCGGGGACAAUGGCAUGCUUACUGUAUACAAUGUGACCCACAUCCUGUCUUCGGGAAAGGAGCCUGUGAUUGCCCAGAGACAGAAGCACACGGGGGCUGUCAGAGCCCUUGACUUUAAUCCUUUCCAGGGCAACCUCCUGGCCUCAGGAGCUGGUGAUUCUGAAAUCUUCAUUUGGGAUUUGAAUAACCUGAGUGUGCCAAUGACCCCAGGAUCUAAGUCACAGCAGCCCCCAGAAGACAUCAAGGCACUCUCUUGGAACCGUCAAGUUCAACACAUUCUGUCUUCUGCUCACCCCAGCGGCAAGGCGGUUGUGUGGGAUCUCAGGAAGAAUGAACCUAUCAUCAAAGUCAGUGAUCACAGCAACAGGAUGCACUGCUCAGGCCUGGCCUGGCACCCAGACACAGCCACUCAGUUGGUGCUAUGUUCAGAAGAUGAUCGUCUUCCAGUAAUUCAGCUGUGGGACUUGCGCUUUGCCUCCUCACCCCUGAAGGUGUUAGAGAGUCACAGCAGGGGGAUCCUGUCAGUGUCAUGGAGUCAUGCUGAUCCUGAGCUGCUGCUCAGUAGUGCCAAGGACAACCAGAUCUUGUGCUGGAACCUGGGGAGCAGCGAGGUGGUAUAUAAGCUGCCCACACUGAGCAGCUGGUGCUUUGACUUACAGUGGUGCCCUCGGGACCCUUCGGUGUUCUCUGCUGCCUCUUUCGAUGGCUGGAUCAGUUUAUACUCUGUGAUGGGUAGGAGCUGGGAAGUCCAGCAGAUGAGACAGGCUGACAAGAUCUCUUCUUCCUUCAGCAAAGGCCAGCCUCUCCCACCACUGCAGGUGCCAGAGCAAGUGGCCCAAGCAUCAUUGAUACCUCCCCUGAAAAAACCCCCCAAAUGGAUGAGGAGGCCAGCAGGUGUUUUAUUUGCUUUUGGGGGGAAGCUGGUUACCUUUGGCCUCCCCAGCAACCCUGUCCAUCAGAUACCACAGCCUUGCCUCCGCCUAGUCUUCAUCAGUCAAGUCACCACAGAACCUGAAUUCCUCAUGCGAUCAGCUGAGCUGCAGGAGGCCCUGGGAUCAGGCAGUCUCCUGAAUUACUGUCAGAACAAGAUCCAGCAAGCAUCACUGCAAAGCGAAAAGAUGCUGUGGCAGUUCCUGAAGGUGACCUUAGAGAAGGACUCCAGAAUGAAAUUCCUAAAGCUAUUAGGAUACAGUAAAGAUGAACUUCAGAAGAGGGUGGCCACAUGGUUGAAGAGUGAUUUGGGGCUGGGUGAGAGCCCUCAGCCCAAGGAAGAUGACCUUAACAGUAACAGACAACAGGCCUUCUGCAUCCAGACCUCCAAACAUACCACCGAGGAAGUCUCCGCCUCCUCAACUUUCUUUGGUGAGCUGGUCCCUCAGAACAUGACUCCGUGGGAGAUCCCCAUCACAGAAGACACAGAUGGACUCCUGAGCCAGGCUCUCCUGCUUGGAGAACUGGGCCCUGCUGUGAAGCUGUGUCUGAAGGAAGAGCGCUUUGCUGAUGCCAUCAUCCUGGCCCAGGCUGGGGGCGCAGAUCUGCUGAAACAAACACAGGAGUGCUACUUGGCCAAGAAGAAAACCAGAAUCGCCCCGCUGCUAGCCUGUGUUAUACAGAAGAAUUGGAAAGAUAUGGUGUGUGCCUGUAGCCUGAAGAACUGGAGAGAGGCUUUGGCCCUGCUGCUGACCUACUCAGGGCCAGAGAAAUUCCCCGAGCUCUGUGACAUGCUGGGAACUCGCAUGGAGCAGGAGGGUGGCAGGGCACUAACCUCCGAAGCCAGACUCUGUUACGUGUGCUCAGGGAGUGUGGAGCGGCUGGUGGAGUGCUGGGCAAAAUGCCACCGGACUUCAUCCCCCAUGGCUCUACAGGACCUGAUGGAGAAGGUGAUGGUCCUUAACAGGAGCUUGAGGCUACUGCAGGGUCCUGAUGGGGUGAGCCCAGGCCCUGCCACGACCUACAGAAUCACUCAGUAUGCCAACCUGCUGGCAGCCCAGGGCAGCCUGGUCACUGCCAUGAGCUACCUACCCAGUGACUGUGCUCAGCCACCAAUUCAGCAGCUGAGAGAUCGGCUUUUUCACGCCCAGGGUUCUGGUCUCUUGGGCCAGCAGUCACCCCCUUUCCCCUCUCCCCGGGUUGCUGUGGGAGCUACUCCUCACUCUCAAGAGGCAUCAUCUCCCAGACUGGGAUUCCAGUCUUCUCACCAGGUUCCAACUGCAUCUCUAAGGCCAAGGAUUCUUACACCUCCAUCAUCACUUGUGAUGCCCUUGACACCUUCCCAUCCUAGCCCUUAUCAGGGCUCCAGAGUGCAGAAUACAAGUGACUACAGGCCAUCUGGGUUCCAGGAAGCCCAGCCUUUGCCCCUGGUCCCUGGGGUAAGGCCUGCUUUAUCUCAGCCACAGCUCUUAGGAGGGCAAAGAGCACAGGCUCCUAACCCCAUGGGAUUCCCUGGAACAUGGCCUCUUCCUAGUCCACCCACGGCACCCCCAGACAUGAUGCAGCCUGGCUCUGCCUCCCUGCCUGAGGCUCCUCAGUUGCGUCCUCUGCUUCCUGUGAGAGCACCAGGCUUCGGCCCUAUGCGCUCCCAGCCUCUAGCUCCUCCUGUCAGCUUCUCUGUGGCACGCCCUCCAGGAGGGCCAGGUGCUCCAUGUGCUAGUGACUUCCCAAUGACUGGCAUCUUGACUCCUCACCCAGGACCUCAAGAUUCCUUGAAAAAUGCUCCAGUGCCCCGGGGAAACCUCCAGAGGAAAAAGUUGCCAGAGACAUUUAUGCCCCCAGCACCAAUUACUGCUCCAGUUAUGUGCCUCGCCCCUGAGCCACGAGGGGUCCAUUCCUCACAGCCCGCCGUCCCCAGUGUGAGUCACGCUCCCCCUGGAGCCCCAGGAGAACUCAGCCUGCAGCAACUUCAGCGGCCACCUGAGAAGAUGGACAGGAAGGAGCUGCCCCCUGAACAUCAGUUGUUGAAGAUCAGCUUUCAGGCACUUCUACAGCGCUGCUCCCUGUCUGCCACUGACUUAAAGACAAAACGGAAGCUGGAUGAAGCAGCCCAACGUCUAGAAUGUCUAUAUGAGAAGCUCUGUGAGGGAACACUCUCACCUCCUGUCCUGGCUGGGCUCCACGAGGUUGCCCGAUGUGUGGACGCCGGAAGCUUUGAGCAGGGCCUUGCAGUGCAUGCCCAGGUGGUGAGCUGCAGCAGCUUCAGCGAGGUCUCCAGCUUCAUGCCUGUCCUGAAGUCUGUCCUCACCAUUGCUCAUAAGCUGCACAUCUAAACCAGGCAGCUCCUCUUGCCAGGAGGCCACUUCUACUGUUACUUAACUCCUUACUGCAGGAAAGGGGAAUUUCGGAACAGAUUCUGUUUGUUUUUCCAAGUCUUCUUCCUUUGCUGUCAGGUAUAUGAUGCUGUAGGCUUGGCUCCAAACCAGCAGAGUGCCUGCUCUCUACCCCUUUAUGCAUGGCCCUCUGGGAUCUGCCCAGGGUUCUCUCAGCCUGUUCUUCACUUUCCCUAAAACUGUACUCCAACAGGGACUGGCACAGGGUGUCAUCUCCCCCCCGGGAUAUUCUGUCUAAGUGGCUUCUGAGAGGGUGAGCAGGAUCGUUAGUUCCAAGACUACCUCUGCUGGACCCAUCUUGUGGGUCUUUUGUCUUUCCCCUUCUGUGGGUUAUGAGCCUGACUUUACCUUUCCCUUGCCUCUGACUUCAUAUUUCCAGGUUCAUACUUCUCUGAGCCCCGGAGGCUGGGGUAGAGUUGACUGCUGCUCACCCUUUGAACAAGUCGUACACAUGGGGGAUGGGUGCUGGGCACAACAAAGAGAAGGAACUGGGGCCCUUUUAAGAAGGGACUUCUCAUCUGCCAGCAUUGUGAAGGGUGGGCUAGGUGAGGUGGAGGGUGGAAGGGGUGCACUGUCUUUUGCUGAGAGCUGUCUUCGGCUAUGGGGUAGAAGCAGAGGAACCACUGCCUGUGGGGAGUGGCCCCUGGCUCAGCCUGCCUGAGCCCUGGCCCAAGGCCUAGACCAUUCAUUCUGCGAUUAGAAGCUGGGUUCUGGAAUAGGAGCCAUAUUAAUGAAAGACUCUUCUAGUGCUGUUCUUCAAGGUUGGAGGCCCUCCUCCCCUGGCCCCCAUACAUCUCAGGGCUUCUUUCUCUGGCAGUACUUUCAUAGUUGGACUCUGCAUUUGAAGCACUGAUGUACUUUAUGUGCAAUAAAGCUGCUUUAGUUUGGUU